This is a messenger RNA of Brassica rapa (field mustard), 2628 nucleotides long. RefSeq lists its product as uncharacterized. Lineage: Eukaryota; Viridiplantae; Streptophyta; Magnoliopsida; Brassicales; Brassicaceae. The record is from RefSeq and is a predicted model, not a curated record.
CAUAAAAACAAAAUUGUCCAUGAGCCCAAGAAAAAGUUAAGCCGACCCUGGGAGCAUGGUGUAAAGCUGUUUUUUUUUACUGUUUAAUUUUCUGUGGAAACAAAAUUAUUACUAUAUGAUCAAUCUAAAUUUAAAUAUUGAUUCGGGCAAUUUACAUGGUAAUCUAGUACAUUUGACUAUUUAGUUCAAAACAAUUGUUUUUUUUAGGUAAAAAAAUGUGGUAAUUAAAGACAAUAUGGUAAUUAAUUUAUUCCGUAGUAUUAAAUGUGAUUUUCAUGGACCGAUUAGAUCAACCGUAAUAAACAUAUCAAAGAAGAUAACUACUAUUGUAUUAUUAUCAACUUGGGAAAAGCUUAAUUAGCAAACCUAUAAGUUUAACUACAGAAAAUUCGCCAUCCCAUAUGGACAAAAAGAAGCUUUAUUGGCUUGGGUGCCAAAGAGCCACAUGCAUAUCCCAGCUAAUCCUAUUCCCUGUUUCUUCUCCAUAUACUUUAUUGGUAAUUUAUUGUUUUACAUAAUCCUUUCGGUGCUCGUAAAAUUUUUCGGGAGUUCUACUAGAUUCUAAUUACAGUAAUAUCGAAAAAAAAUUGAGAAUUUGUACUCUCUACAUUCCAAAUAUUCCCUAUUUGCAUUCUAUACCCUAUAUCCCUUCAAUUUUCUUCCCUCCAUCAUUACUAUUUUCUCCCAUUUGUAUGGUAUCCCACCCUUUUAAGUAUAUUGAGCUAAUUUUCCCAAAAAAAUUUCCACAAGCUAUAACUUUAAAAUUUAAAACAAAAAAUAGCUUAUUUGUGUAGUAUAGGAUCCCAUGAAUUGUAAUAUUAAGUUACACGAAAUUUUCAACCUAACUGCCUGACCCAUUUUUUAUAUAUUAUUAUUAAUUUUGUUAUUCAAAAAACAAAAUUUUAUUUGUUUUUACAGACUUUUAUUUCUAAUACACAUUUUUGAAAUAUUGGUUCUUUGAGCAUUACUUUAAAAAUCUUCAAGAACAAAGAACGAUAAAUCAAUUUUGGACUAGAAUGAUGUAAAUCGCAUUGGAAUAUAUGAAUUGGGUUCUCACACAAUAUUUAAGUUAUAUAACUUCCAAUUUAAAAUCAAGUAUUAAUUGAUCCAUGUUUUUAUAUAUUAUUUAAGAAAAUUUCCAACUUCUUUAAGACUUUGUCUCAAAUAUGUAAAUUGCAAAAUACCUUUUAUGUAUUUUCACCAAAAUCAAUCAAGAGUAGUGUAGUACUUGGAGAUAUAAUGUAUUUGGAGAUACAUUAUGCUAAACUUUUAAUAUAUUUUUUAUUAAUAUGAGAGUAUCAAAAAUCUACGGAAGAAUCCAGACUAAUUCUCCAAUGAGAGAUGUAAUCUACUAAUGAACCCUUUGUCAAAUGAAUAUUCAAAUGAAUUCCAAAUCAUGGUCACAUGUAAAGUUGUUCGAACUCGGAUCGCUUAGCUCACCGAAAUUUUAAAUAUAUUUUUUAUUGCAGAGGUUAUGUAUACUAAUAUGAAUUCUAAUAUUGGUAAAUAUGUGUAUGAUUUUGUAUAUUAUAGAGAUUAUAUAUACUCAGAUGAUUAAAUAUGAAUUAUACUAACACAACCCAUAAACUACAUUAUCAACAAAGUUGCAUGUCAUGGUCACCGACAAGAAAUAUCUUUUUGUUUCAUUUUCUAACUUUUUGUUAUUUAAGUUUCUCUCCUUUUCUCUCUUUUUUUUCAAACGCACUCAUAACUUUACUUACCACUCCUUUAUAUAUCUACCCAUUUGGUCACAAAAGAUAAUUACUCAUUAGACUUUUCUACUACACAUUCCCAUUUCCCACAUCAGACAACAUUCUCUCCCUCAGAGGGAAAGCAUCUCCUCUUCUUGAUUCACAUUUUGAAGUUUAACCUUCUCAAACUAUCUCCAACAAAACCAAAUCCAAGUUAUUAAAAAUGACAAAGAUAGGAGGUAUUCUUGUUUGUUUAGUCAUCGUGGGAUUAGAUGUGGCUGCUGCAAUCCUCGGAAUCCAAGCAGAAGUCGCUCAGAAUCAGGUGAAGCACAUGAGGCUUUGGCUAUUUGAGUGCAGAGAGCCAAGCCAGGACGCGUACAGGUUAGGUCUAGGUGCAGCCGCGGUAUUGGUAAUGGCUCAUGUACUCAUCAAUUUGGUCGGAGGCUGUCUCUGUAUUUGCUCUCAAGACGAGUUUCAAAGAUCUUCUUCCACAAAGCAAAUCUCAAUGGCUUGUCUCGUUCUCACUUGGAUCGUAUUCGCCGUUGGAUUUGGGGCUUUAGUGAUUGGGACGAUGUCCAACAACAAGUCAAGAUCCUCUUGUGGAUUCACACAUCACCAUUUUCUCUCCAUUGGAGGGAUCUUGUGUUUUCUACAUGCCCUCUUUUGUGUCGCUUAUUACGUUUCUGCCACAGCGGCUAAAGACGAAGCUGCCAAGUGACAAAGCCAUGAUAAGUGACGGGUGAACACAGGUGGGUCCUUGUACUUGACUAUAUAUUCCAAUGGUAACUGUGUAACAAUUUCAUAUCUAUUAACAAUAACAUAGUAUAAUCUUUUUUCCUCCCAUUUUUAAUUUGUUUUCAUUUAUUUCGAAGUCUCUUUUGUAAUUUGGAAAGUCGUGUCAUUUUGAAAAAAUAUGAAAGCUUUGCCCUUUAUGUCA